CUCUUCUCCCUCUUCAUCCUCUUCAUCUUCGUCCAUCAAAGACCAAUCCAUCUCCGUUUCGCCUUUUCUCCAUCUCCCGGACAGCCUUGUCUCUGAUUUAUCCACCCGACCCAUCAUGAACUAACCUAACUCCCUCUGCCCUUCACCAGCCACGCCUCCUGCUGCUAUCCUGCUUUCGUUUACCUCCGUCUGUCCUCCCAUUCUUGCGUCGAUUCUUUCUUACCAUAUCCAUUCAUUUAUUCCAGCAUCCGUUUAUUCAGAGAUAGAUUUGCAGCCAUUGGUUCGUUUUGUUUAUUCUGUUUAAUUUUAUUUCUUUUUUGCUCCAAUUUUACCCUGUCUCCUGUUGUCUCGACCAGGAGAAAAUCCCGCCCGCGUAACCCAAGGGGCCCCGGUACCUGGUCCUAACCUUCUCAGGUUGUUCACCCACGCAGACCUCACGUCACACUCCUCUCCUGCUCUCCUCCUGUCUCUCCUUCCUCUUUUGUCCGCCCUCUCCCAACCCGCCUAUGCCGUCCCUCUCCAACCAAGUCCCUCGUCAAAUGGCCAGCACAGCAUCCGCCACCCGUCCUCGCUCCUUGGACCCGCCGCAGGGAAAAUCGCUCGACAAAGCGUCCGUGAGAAAUACCUUUCUUUGGACGAACUGGCCUAAUGGUGACACUGGUCACCUCGACGCCCACCACUCUGAUCGACAGUUUCUCACUAAUCUGAAGGAUGGUAGUGUCUACUCCUUGACUGCUCCCCGAUCCAGUGUUAGCUCCUAUACACGAGAGGCAUCGCUUUCCAAAGACAGCAGUUCACACUCUCUGGGUAAUGGGUCUCAGCGAGACAUGAAGGACAGUGGAAGGGGCUCCGUCACACUGGACAGGGACUUGGCACGGAAGUCUUCUGACACGGGACAUGAUGUCGCUUCGGUUACAGCCUCCAUUGCCAGCCAACCCGUUAAUGGGACAAUGCCGCCCGCGCCACGGAAGACCUUGGUCAAUGGCGACCAAAACACAUUUGUCGACCGGCUCGCGCUUUCCGACACCGAUGUGCCCAGAUCGUCGACAACCCGCUUGUCGUCCUCCCAGCCCGAACCCCGCAGUUUCUUGUCUCCUGACGUGGACGGCUUUCCCUCGAACAAGGCCUCAACAGUUCACCGGUACUCGUCACCUCCCGCUCCUCCAUCUGGUAUGGAUGGCGGUCAGUUCCAGGACCCAACUGCAUCAACGACUUCCAACCUUCGAAACCGGAACACGCUGCACCCGCGACGGGGAUCGGUCGGCCGUCGGAACAGUCGUGAUCAAUCCGAUGAUACCGCUUACAGUACCGCUCGGCGGACAUCACAGAGCUUGAUGAGACGGUCUACGAGAACCAACAACUCUGAUUCACACCCGGACGAUGCUAACCCGGACGAUGAUGCAGCGCGCUGGGCGAAGGCCGUUAAGCAGCAGAGGCAAUAUAAGAGAAAGCGACGCGAUGAAGAUGAUGACGAUCGUGUCAUUGUAGGGACCAAAGUUGAUCAAAACCAUGUAAAUUGGGUCACUGCAUACAACAUGCUGACAGGGAUACGAUUCACCGUGUCAAGGAUCAAUGCAAAGAUGGAUCGCGAGCUCACCCCUGCUGACUUUCAAGCAAAACACAAGUUCUCUUUUGAUAUAACCGGAAACGAAUUAACCCCCUCGGCCAAGUACGAUUUUAAAUUCAAAGACUAUGCGCCCUGGGUGUUUCGGCAUUUGCGAGCAAAAUUCAGACUGGACCCUGCCGACUACCUAAUGUCACUCACCAGCAAGUAUAUUCUUUCGGAAUUGGGCUCGCCAGGAAAGAGCGGAAGCUUCUUCUACUUCUCGAGAGAUUACAAGUAUAUCAUCAAGACUAUCCACCAUUCUGAACACAAGUUGCUUCGGAAAAUUCUUCCCGAAUAUUACAAGCAUGUCGAAGAGAACCCGAACACCUUGAUAUCGCAAUUCUAUGGACUGCACCGUGUCAAAAUGGCAUACGGCCGAAAAAUUCACUUCGUCGUCAUGAACAAUUUGUUCCCACCUCAUCGGGAUAUCCAUCAGACGUUUGACCUCAAGGGGUCCACUAUUGGACGUGACUUAAGUGAGGAUGAUCUCAAGAAGAAUCCUAGAGGGACCAUGAAGGACCUGAAUUGGAUCCGAAGACACCGGCACAUCGAAUGUGGCCCGCAGAAGCGGGAGGUUUUCAUCACUCAGCUCAAACGAGACGUCGAGCUUCUAAAGAGGCUCAAGAUCAUGGACUACUCCCUUUUGGUUGGUAUACAUGACCUUGAGAGAGGUAAUGAUGAGAAGCUUCGGAAUAAGACCCUGCAAGUAUUCCAGCCAGUCGGUGACCGAGAUGAAGAUUCGAAUCCGAAUGUGCUUAUGCGCACUCCUUCGAGGUUGGAGAACGAACGCAAGGCUCGCGAACUUCGAAUGCUUAUCCAGCGGGAGCGACCUGUUCCUCUUGAUCAAGCGGCCGCAAAAAUGCCCGACGAGAUUCUCGAUGAAAGGAAGUCUCAUAUUUUCUAUUCUGACGACGGGGGUUUCAGAGCUACCGAUGAGAAUGGCCAAUAUCGGGAUGAGAUAUAUUAUCUAGGAAUUAUCGAUUUUCUGACUCAUGUACGUGAACCCUGUUGUUAUUGUCUAUAUUCUCCCUGCUCCCUCCCCGGCUCCUGCUCCUUUUACCUUUUCUUGUUAGGUUGCCGUGCCGUUCCGAUGUAACUGACGUCCGCAGUAUGGAAUGGUGAAAAGGAUAGAGCAUUUUGUCAAGGGCCUUUCUCACGAUCGGACACAAAUUUCGCCAAUCCCCCCGCAAAGUUACGGCGAACGGUUUUACAAGUUUAUCGAUGCCAUAACCAUGUCCAAAGAAGAAGCAGACCGCCGAGAGCAGUCUGCUGAUCACAAUCGUCGAUCAUCUUCCGUUGAAAGACAAUUGCAGGCGGCUGAAAAGCAAGCGGCCAAGGAGCCGCACCCUGCGCAUUCUCGGACGCUGUCCACAGUUUGGACUCCUGGAGACGCUGAAGCCGGUGCCUCGGCACUUCCUAUUGUCGAGGAGGCCGGCGAGUCUAGCAGUACUGGAGGACAGAGUCAACAUGGUGAAAAUUGGCCUCUUCCCAAUCACGCAGAGAAAGAUUUGCCGCCCCUUCCCAAUGAAGGUAGUUCUCACCACUUCCGUCACAUGCCUCACCAUCUUCACCACAGCGUUGAAGGGAAGGGGAAAGGAACAAGAGAAAGCGAUGACUCGAGACGACCAUCGGCAGACCAAUAGAACCCUGUCGACUGCAAAAUUUCAGUACUCGCAGACAUGUCUCGUAUUCUGUUCAUGAAUUCUCGCUUGUUUCGCUAUAUUCGCUUCUGCCUAGUGCCAUAAUAUUCGGGUGUCGUACAUUACCUUGUUCUUCGUCUCAUCAGCACCGCUUUAGCGCUAUGCUUCUCUGUUUCCGAGUUAGAAAUCACUCCGGCGAGAGUGUUGAUGUUACCAUGAUUGACAUACGCUUUACUUGAUAAUUGGCGAUCUCCGUCUACCUUCUUGCCUAGACGGUCACUAUAUUACCCAUUUUAUUCAGACUUACUAUUCCUUUUACCUCUGCCGUCUGAGACAGGAACGGCCGGAUCCGUCUACGACGGGAUACAUGCAUUGCAUCAAAAGCUCUUGGAAAUGCAAGUCGACUUUCGUUUGUCUCUUCUUCGCCUCUCUCGAGUCACUCUUUUUCUUUACUUCUUUUCUUGCUAGCUUUGUUGCUACCGUGUGAAUUACCCCUGCAUUGCGUUGUAUUAUCUCGAUUGUUGAUUUUAUAAGGGCAAGCCGCAUCAGCAUCAGCCUCCUACCACUAGCAGUGUGGCUAAGCCAUUCUUGUGUUCAUCUCUUUUUGAGAACGCGCUUUUCACAUCCCUUCCUUUUUCAUUUUCCUUUUUCACCUUCCUGGUAUCAUGAUACCUCGUACAUCAAGUCACCCAUGUAAUAUGUUGGAUUUUGUUGUCUGACCAGUUCCUUUGGUUUACCGCUACCCUUCUCUUGACAUUUGUCACCUUGCCCUUUAAUAAAUCAUUUCCUUUUUAGCGUGACAUGGUAAUUGUGUGAUUCUCUUUUUUUUCGCCUGGUUCUCUCUUAGUUGCAUAUAUGGGAGGGGCAGAGAAACAGGAUUCUUGUUUCGGUCUUUUCAUGAUUUUGAGGGAGUUUUGUCUAGAUGAUUGAUAGAAGAAACCCAACACAAUAAGCAGAGACCUGGUUCUGGCUUCCUUUUCUUUCUGACACUUAUUAUUUUACCUGGCUGUUCAUGAAGGACAAGGGAGAAUGUGGAAGAAAAUGGCCACGCAUAGAGCACCUCAUUCGGUUGACUUUUUUUUUUUUUGUUCAAAUGGCAU
Monascus purpureus is the source of this 4346-nucleotide messenger RNA. The record is from the annotation of a GenBank genome assembly. NCBI's taxonomy places the organism in Eukaryota, Fungi, Ascomycota, Eurotiomycetes, Eurotiales, Aspergillaceae.